AUGAUAUUUCGUAAUAUACGUAUAGCAAAUACAAAUCGUGGUUUAUGUUUAGCACCACAUUGGGGAUCAGGUAGAAUAUCAAAUAUUUUAUUUGAACAAAUGUAUAUAGAAACACGAUUUUUUGGUUUGGAUUGGUGGGGUUCAGCUGAACCUAUAUAUGUAACAGGUCUUUCGAUGAGUGUCGAUCGACAAUGGACAGGAAUAUUAAAUAAUGUUACUUUUCGAAAUAUAAUUGCUAAAGGUGAACAAGGUAUCAUAGUUCGAGGAAAUAUAAGUAUAUUACAAAAUAUUCAUUUUGAAAAUAUUUCACUUGUAAUUAAUAGAUGGAGUAAUGUUACUGAACAUCCAUCACAUGAUUAUCGUCCAUCACAAGAACCACAAAUGAGUUGGGCAGAAGUUGAUGGAAUUUUUGCUUUAGAUAUUAAUGAAUUUUAUCUACAAAAUAUAAAUAUUGAAUUUAACCAACCUAAACAAUAUUAUUAUGGACAAUGUUUAAAUUUGAAUAAUAUUACACAAAUGGUAAAAGUUAAUGUUCAAUGUUGA
This is a messenger RNA of Rotaria sp. Silwood2, 543 nucleotides long. NCBI's taxonomy places the organism in Eukaryota, Metazoa, Rotifera, Eurotatoria, Philodinida, Philodinidae. The record is from the annotation of a GenBank genome assembly.